This is a messenger RNA of Amaranthus tricolor (Joseph's coat), 375 nucleotides long. RefSeq lists its product as uncharacterized. Lineage: Eukaryota; Viridiplantae; Streptophyta; Magnoliopsida; Caryophyllales; Amaranthaceae. The transcript is spliced from 3 exons. The record is from RefSeq and is a predicted model, not a curated record. Bases 1 to 375 code for a protein of 124 amino acids.
AUGAUCUUGAUGGAUGGUGAGAGUACUACAAUUCAAGCCUCCAUUGCUUGCUACAAUUAUGAAACUUAUGGAUCUCGACUAGAGGAGGGAAAAUCAUAUUCCUUGAGCAACUUUAAAAUUUACAAAAAUAAGAGUGAUUAUAAGGUUUCAGAACAUGAAUAUAAAAUUUAUUUUGCAAAGUACACUUCCUUAAAAGUAUGUCAAGAUUUAGUAGUACCACCUUAUGAAAUAAAAUUUAUGUCUUUCAAUAAAAUUUUAGCAGAAGAAUGUGACCCUAGUCUUCUUAUAGACAUUAUUGGCGAGGUCGUUGAAUACAGCGUUGUUGAAGUGGCAAACAAACAAACAAUCAAUUUGAAGUUGUAUGAUACCGUGUAA